This is a messenger RNA of Labrus mixtus (cuckoo wrasse), 6632 nucleotides long. It is a transcript of the gene rock2a, whose product is annotated as rho-associated, coiled-coil containing protein kinase 2a. The record is from RefSeq and is a predicted model, not a curated record. The transcript has 31 exons. Gene Ontology annotation, molecular function: small GTPase binding; Rho-dependent protein serine/threonine kinase activity; ATP binding. Gene Ontology annotation, cellular component: centrosome; cytoskeleton; cytoplasm. Lineage: Eukaryota; Metazoa; Chordata; Actinopteri; Labriformes; Labridae. Gene Ontology annotation, biological process: actomyosin structure organization; positive regulation of centrosome duplication; Rho protein signal transduction. Bases 807 to 4892 code for a protein of 1361 amino acids.
GGAGAGAGAGACUCUCAGUGUAUGUUGGUGUGUAGAUGUGAGUGUACCGUGAAGAAUUCUGCUGCUGGGAGACUUUUCAUUUCAUAUGAAAAACCAGUAACUUUUUCUUGUGAGUAAAACCAACACGGAGGACGAGGCGAGGAGGACAAAUGCGAAAAUGCGAGAAAAGAAAAUCCAGGAAGAGAGUGUGUGCUUAUUAAAAAUUCAGCGCGGGAGAAGAGACAUAAUCGCCUCUUCAGAUGACUUGUGGCAGCACUGAGGAGAAACUACACCACUGACGGACUACACUGUUGAAUGGGCUGAAACGAAGCGGAUUUUUCUUCCUCUGAAAGGCGAGUCCAAAGCUUUUCCAAGCGGCCAAAAAACCAAAAGGGACGGGAAGGGGAAAGGAAGGGGGGCAAAGAAAACGCCCUGCUGCUGCUGCCUGUUGCUGCUGCUGCUAUCUCCACAUUCAAACUUUAUCCCCGAGUUGGAAAAAUGCAUCUUUCACUUAACAGGAGGUGAUAAGCCGAGGGUAACAUUACUUUUUUUAGUAGCAACUAGCUCACAGAAGAAGGCCCUGCUUCACUUGGUUAAGUUUUUUGGGACGCGGGGAGUCUCUCUGCUUUGGGAAUAUUUUCUCUUCAUUGUGCACACUAUUCCUGUUUGGAGCUAUUUGGGUGGGCUGAGAGCUCAAGGCAAGCCCCCACUAUAGAGGCCCACGGCCAUUAACCAAGGGAACAAAGAGGUUUCACAUGUAAAACUAAAAAAAAAAACAGUUCGAGGAAACACCUCUUUGUAUAUUUGAGAAAACUUGUGCUGCAGUCAUGUCGCUGGGUGCAGAGAGGAGGAUGGAAACCCGGCUGAAGAAGCUGGAGGACAUGAUCAGAGACCCCAAAUGUGCCAUAAACCUGGAAAGUUUGCUGGACUCCAUCAACGCUCUGGUCUUAGACUUGGACUACCCCGCACUACGCAAGAACAAAAACAUUGAAACCUUCUUAAACAGAUAUGAGAAAGUUAUACGACAGACUCGUGACCUCCAGAUGAAGUCUGAAGACUUUGACAGAGUCAAAGUGAUUGGUCGAGGGGCGUUUGGGGAAGUCCAAUUGGUCCGGCAUAAAGCCUCUCAGAAGGUCUACGCCAUGAAGCUACUGAGCAAGUUUGAGAUGAUCAAGCGCUCAGACUCGGCUUUCUUCUGGGAGGAGAGGGACAUCAUGGCCUUUGCCAACAGUCCCUGGGUUGUGCAGUUGUGCUGUGCCUUCCAAGACGAGCACUACCUCUACAUGGUGAUGGAGUACAUGCCAGGAGGCGACCUGGUCAACCUGACCAGCACCUACGACGUGCCAGAGAAAUGGGCCAAGUUCUACACAGCAGAGGUGGUGAUGGCUCUGGAUGCCAUUCACUCCAUGGGAUUCAUCCAUCGAGACGUCAAACCCGACAACAUGCUGCUCGACCGACUUGGACACCUUAAGCUGGCCGACUUUGGAACAUGCAUGAAGAUGGACCAUACUGGCAUGGUGCACUGUGAUACAGCAGUUGGGACUCCAGACUACAUCUCUCCAGAGGUGCUGAAAUCUCAGGGAGGAGACGGCUAUUAUGGAAGGGAGUGUGACUGGUGGUCGGUAGGGGUCUUCAUCUUUGAGAUGCUUGUCGGUGACACACCGUUCUAUGCCGACUCUCUGGUGGGAACGUACAGUAAGAUCAUGGACCAUAAAAACUCCCUCAACUUCCCUGAUGACGUGGACAUCUCCAAAGAUGCCAAGAACAUCAUCUGUGCCUUCCUGACUGACAGGGAGGUGCGAUUGGGCAGAAACGGUGUGGAGGAAAUCAAGCGACACCCUUUCUUCAAGAACGACCAGUGGACCUUUGACACCAUCAGAGAAACUGUUGCCCCCGUCGUCCCUGAGCUGAGCAGCGACAUCGACACCAGUAACUUCGACGAGAUUGAAGAUGACAAAGGCGAUGUGGAAACCUUCCCAACACCGAAGGCCUUUGUAGGAAACCAGUUACCCUUUGUUGGCUUUACCUACUUCAAAGAAGACCAGUUACUUACUGCUUCCAACAAUACCUCUGUGGCUCAUGAGAAUUCAAAAGGAGAGUCGGCAGCACUGCAGAAGAAACUGCGCCUCCUGGAGGUUCAGAUGAACAACGAGAAGCAGGUCAAAGAUGAGAUUGAGCACAAAUACAGAGCUGCCACAUGCAGGCUAGACAAAAUCUGCAAGGAACUUGAAGAUGAGGUGAGCAGCAGGAAGAGUCUGGAGUCGAGUCUGAGGCAGCUGGAGAGGGAGAAAGCUCUGCUGCAGCACAAAAGCCUGGACAGCCACCGCAAGGCCGAGAGCGAGGCCGACAGGAAGCGCUGCCUGGAGAACGAAGUCAACAGCCUUCGAGAUCAGCUGGACGACAUGAAGAAAAGAAACCAGAAUUCACACAUUUCCAAUGAGAAAAACAUUCACCUGCAGAAACAGCUGGAAGAAGCCAACACACUGCUGCGGGCCGAGUCCGAGGCAGCGACGAGGCUCCGUAAAACGCAGACGGACAGCAGCAAGCAGCUGCAGCAGCUGGAGGCCAACGUGCGCGAGCUGCAGGACAAAUGCUGCCUGCUGGAGCGCAGCAAGCUGAGCCUCGAGAAGGAGUGCAUCAGCAUGCAGGCGGCGCUGGAGACGGAGAGGCGGGAGCAAAGCCAGGGCUCGGAGACCAUCAGCGACCUGAUGGGACGAAUCUCUAGCCUGGAGGAGGAGGCCCGUCAGCAGAGACAUGUUCUGUCCAAGGCUGAGAGUGAGAAGAGACAACUUCAGGAAAAGCAUACAGAUAUGGAGAAGGAGAUGAGCAACAAGGAGAUCGACUUGACCUACAAGCUGAAGGUGCUGCAGCAGGAGCUGGAGCAGGAGGAGGCCUCUCACAAGGCCACCAGGGCCCUGCUGGCAGACAAGAGCAAGAUCAAAGUGACUAUCGAGGGCGCCAAGUCAGAGUCAAUGAAGGAGAUGGAGCAGAAGCUGGCGGAGGAGCGAGCAGCCAAACUGCGGCUGGAGAACCGAAUCCUGGAUUUGGAGAAACACAGCAGCAUGAUGGACUGUGACUACAAACAGGCGCUGCAGAAACUAGACGAGCUGCGGAGGCACAAGGACCGACUCACUGAGGAGGUGAAGAACCUGACGCUGAAGAUCGAGCAAGAGACCCAGAAACGUAGUCUGACUCAGAAUGACCUGAAGGCUCAGAACCAGCAGCUCAGUUCUCUGCGAACCUCCGAGAAGCAGCUCAAGCAGGAGACGAAUCACCUCCUGGACAUAAAACGCAGCCUGGAGAAACAGAACCAAGAGCUGCGCAAAGAAAGACAAGACACCGACGGGCAGAUGAAGGAGUUACAGGACCAGCUGGAGGCUGAGCAGUAUUUCUCUUAUUUCAUUAGUAGCUUUUUUAAUCCUCUUAUUUCUUCCUUUCUUCCUCUCAGGGAAUCAUUGGCAGCUCAGCUGGAGAUCACGCUGACAAAGGCGGACUCAGAGCAGCUGGCACGCUCCAUCGCUGAGGAGCAGUACUCAGACCUGGAGAAGGAGAAGAUAAUGAAGGAGCUGGAACUGAAGGAGAUGAUGGCCCGUCAUCGUCAGGAGCUCAACGACAAGGACAUCACCAUCAAUUCUCUGGAGGAGGCCAACAGAACCCUGACCAGUGACGUCGCAAACCUGGCCAAUGAGAAGGAGGAGCUGAACAACAAACUGAAGGAAGCAACUGAAGAAUCAGAGAAGUCGAAGGACGUGGAGCAGCAGAUCAACCAGAUGAAGCAGGUGUUUGAGAAGCAGCUACAGUCAGAGAGGACGCUGAAAACUCAGGCCGUCAACAAGCUGGCAGAGAUCAUGAACAGGAAGGAGGUCCGCGGUGGAGGCAGUCGCCGUGGUAACGACACCGACAUGCGACGUAAGGAGAAGGAGAACAGGAAGCUGCAGUUGGAGCUGAGGUCGGAGAAGGAGAAACUCAACAGCUCCAUCAUCAAAUACCAGAGAGAGAUCAACGAGAUGCAGGCGCAACUGGCUGAUGAGAGCCAGAUGCGCAUCGAGCUGCAGAUGGCUCUGGACAGUAAGGACAGUGACAUCGAGCAGCUGAGGAACCACCUGCAGACUCUCAGCGUUCAGUCCAUGGACUCCAUGGCCAGCGGAGGCAGCGGGCCGGAGUUUGAUACUGAUGAUGCCCUCACAGCUGAAACCCGGCUGGAGGGCUGGCUCUCUCUCCCUGUGAGAAACAACACCAAGAAGUUUGGAUGGGAGAAAAAGUAUGUUGUUGUGAGCAGCAAGAAGAUUCUCUUCUACAACAGCGAGCAGGACAAAGAGCAGUCCAUUCCCUACAUGGUGCUGGAUAUAGACAAACUGUUCCAUGUGAGGCCUGUUACUCAAACAGAUGUGUACCGCGCCGACGCAAAAGAGAUUCCCAGGAUAUUCCAGAUUCUUUAUGCCAACGAAGGCGAGUGCAAGAAGGAGGCCGAGUUUCCUGAGGCGCUGGCCAUAGGCGAGAAAUCGAGCUACAUCUGCCACAAGGGCCACGAGUUCAUCCCCACCCUCUACCAUUUCCCCACCAACUGUGAGGCGUGCACCAAGCCGCUGUGGAACAUGUUCAAGCCCCCGCCCGCUCUGGAGUGUCGGCGCUGCCACAUCAAGUGCCACAAAGACCACAUGGACAAGAAGGAGGAGAUCAUCGCUCCAUGCAAGGUGAAUUACGACGUCUCCACGGCCAAGAACCUGCUGCUGCUGGCUCUAUCUCAGGAGGAGCAGCAGAAGUGGGUGAGCCGACUGGUCAAGAAGAUCCCCAAGAAGCCUCCGCCGCCAGAGCUCUUUGCACGCUCCUCGCCUCGAGCCUCCAUGAAGGUGCAGCCCAGCCAGUCCAUGAGGAGGCCCAGUCGACAGCUCCCUACCAGCAAGAGCAGUUAACCUUGCUGGGGAGUGUGGUGCAUCGUCGAGGAGGCGUUGGUUGUCGGGGGGAUGUUUCCUCCUCAUUCAAAGACAGUAUACAAAGCUCUGUUUGCAGAUCAGCACACUGAACUCCACAUUGCUUUCCCCCACACAACCCCCCACCCACCCUGUCGUGCUGCAGUCUGUGAGAGUUACAAAAUGUGUUUAUAUCCCCUUCAGUCGACCUCCCCUCCCAGCUAUCAAACUCACCUACAGUCUCUUCAACCAGCUGGAUGACUUGUAAGCUUAUUAGCCCGAGUCUUCUCUUGGGCCCUUGACUAAAGCAAUUAUGUGUCUCUGUGGAUCUGGAGUAGAUCGUUCCCCGCUCGCACGGAGCAGAAGAGGAAGAGCUCUUAUGAACCCGACCAGGGCUGGCAGGAAGGGGAUACACUUACCUCAACACUUCUCACCAAGACUCUCUGACUGAAGGACCCAACAUGAACACUCUUCCUCACACUUUGGGGGGAUUCUUGUGGCCAAAUAAACAAAGACAUUUUGUGUGUUUUAAUACUUGUGACCAGUAUGAAGGGUUUAUUAGGGGAACACUACAUUCGAAGAUAGUACAUUUGUUUGCGCUUUUAGCUGAAUGCAGCUGAUGUUGAUAUCUGAAACUUACCCAGACUUUUAAACGUAUUGAUUGUAGCUUCUUGCUUAGAAAACUUCUGCUUUCAGAUGUGCAACUACAUGGGUCACAGAAACCUGAAUUUAGGUACUGAAGCGAAACGAGCUGCGAAUUCUCGGGAAAAGUCAGCAGGGUGGAAGAGUGUCAGGUUCCUCCAGGAUUUGAGCAAAUAAAGCCUCCAGUGCCUCUUAUUCAGAUUUCUGACUCAGGCACGCUCUGAAUCAUCGGUUCACCGUCGUAUGCAGAAUAAAAAUGUUUUUUACAAGUGAACAGAACUCUGCUCUGAACGGCAUUAGAUGACAUGAGAUCCCCCCCCCCCCAAUCCCAUGAUCUUUCAAACCUGCACUGUCAGAUACGAGGGUUAAUGUUUACCGAAUUCAAGGGGUGCACCGUUAAUGCUUUUCUGAUCCGAGCUCUGCUCCUUUUUGUUUGUUUGAAUGUACAUCUGGGCUUUACCAGAGACGACACACAGGCAUUGUAUUAUUCUAUCCAAAUAUACUUGACUGAAGCCCCCCUUUAAAUCACCAACUUACUCUGAGUGAGCUUGCAUGUGUUUGCCUUUUCAGGCCUCACACUUCAGUGCUGUUAGCUGUUAGGGUCCUCUCCCUUUUCCAAGUUUGAGUCAUUCCUGACGAUGAAAUGAGGGCAAUUGAACCAAGAAUAAGAAGCAGAGACGAUGAAGGUAUGCAAUCAUAGCCCAUAAAUCGAUAUACUGAGCAGCACUAUUCCAUUGAGCGUUUUUUCUAAAAGUGUUUGUCCUGAUAUUUUUGUAUUAAAAAGGAACCAGACUGCGUUUGGGCACAUGGUUGUGUGUAUGAGGCUCAUAUAGCAGGAGGAGAGUAACUGUGUGAACGUGUGUGUGUGUGUGUGUCUGUGUUUGUAAGUGUGUGUGUGUACUGAGUGCUCUCCUUUAACCAAGAAGCAUGUUUUAUACAUAUAAUAUACACAGUAUAUAUUUUACAUGCCAUACAGUGCACAUUAUAUUAUUUAUACAGCCUUGUCCACUUUGUAUUUAAGGGCUUUACAUCCAGAUUGCAUGUUUGCUACCAAACAGCUCUAUGAUUAUAACUACUUCAACAAUAAAGACAUGGAUGUGC